Messenger RNA from Trematomus bernacchii (emerald rockcod), 4662 nucleotides. RefSeq names its product adrenoceptor alpha 2B (gene adra2b). Gene Ontology annotation, cellular component: membrane. Gene Ontology annotation, biological process: adenylate cyclase-activating adrenergic receptor signaling pathway. The record is from RefSeq and is a predicted model, not a curated record. The coding region runs from base 201 to 1778 and encodes 525 amino acids. Gene Ontology annotation, molecular function: G protein-coupled receptor activity. The transcript has 2 exons. Lineage: Eukaryota; Metazoa; Chordata; Actinopteri; Perciformes; Nototheniidae.
UUAAAACUGCUCGACAUAGUGGCAAAUCUCUUAUUAAUUGAAAGCAGUGGUCCGUGUCCUGACGCAUUGCCCAGGACUGUUUUGUAUGCUUAAAAUGGACCUGGCUGAGCUGCCGUGGAGGAUGCAAGGGAGCUAUCGUUUGGACACUGCUCAGGGACAAAACGAGAGAAACUGAGGACUAUUUAAAAGCUAAUCCCAGCAUGGCAUUGGUUCCGGAGAACGGCUGCUCCAUGGAGCUGAGCGGCUGGAACAGCAGCGCGAGCGGUGCCGGAGCCUCCGUGCCCUGCAACCAGAGCAUCCUGAAGCUCGCCCCUUACUCCCCUGAAGCCACAGCGGUAUUCGCCACCGCCAUCACCCUAAUGGUCGUCUUCACUAUCGUGGGCAAUAUCAUGGUCAUCAUCGCGGUGCUGACCAGCCGGUCCCUCCGAGGACCCCAGAAUCUGUUCCUAGUGUCACUGGCUGCUGCAGACAUUUUAGUGGCCACACUUAUCAUUCCCUUUUCUCUGGCCAAUGAACUGCUUGGCUACUGGUACUUCAAGUCACUGUGGUGUGAGAUCUACCUGGCACUGGAUGUGUUGUUCUGCACCUCCUCCAUUGUUCACCUGUGUGCCAUCUCCCUGGACCGCUAUCUGUCCAUCUCCAGGGUCACAUACGGGCGCCAGCGCACCCCCAAGCGCAUCAAAGCCGCUAUUGUGGUGGUGUGGCUCAUCGCUGCCAUCAUCUCCUUUCCUCCCCUGCUGUCACUGAACAAACGUGAGGCAGGAGAGGAGGGGACUGAGAGAGGACCCCAGUGCCAGCUGAAUGAUGAGAGCUGGUACAUCCUUUACUCAACCAUUGGCUCCUUCUUUGCUCCAUGCCUCAUCAUGAUCCUGGUCUAUGUAAGAAUCUACCAAAUUGCCAAACAGAGAACACGUUGCCCCCCGGGAGAGCCCAGGAAGGAUGGGGUCGGCUGUGCCACACCAGGUCAGACUCCACGACAUAUCCAGGCCAACGGGAAGGAUGAUGAGGAAAGCACACCGCCUUCAUCCAACAAAACCUCUCGUGCCAGACCCCCCACCCUCGCCAUCACCCCGUCCCCCUCCUCAGGAGACACUCAAACCCCCCUAAAUCCCACUUCCAAUAAUCUCCUGCAACCUCCAUCCCCUUCUCUAGCCAUGACCCCUGUCACAACCUCCCUUGAGACCUCGCCUCUUGGCCCCUUAACUCCCCCCUCUGUGACCGCCCCUGCCAACACUAAAGAGAAGGGGAAGAAGGGCAAGAAGCAGGCAGGGAAAAAAGCUGACAAUAACAAUGGUGACAGCUCGAGCACAGAGAGCGACAUGGAGCACAGCCAUGGAGGAGGCCGAGGCAGCGCCAGCAUGCCAGGGUCCCCUGCAGGAGGGGGGGUCCACUCCCCGGCCUCAGUCAAGCGCUACCGGGAAAUGAUGGCAACUUCAAAGGGGGCUCGGCUGGUGCCGGGGAGGAAGUCAAAGACAGAGAACAACCCUGGAGCAGCGAGGCGUAAAGCCAUGGUCAACAGAGAGAAACGCUUCACCUUUGUUUUGGCGGUGGUCAUAGGUGUCUUUGUGGUGUGCUGGUUCCCCUUCUUCUUCUCCUAUUCUCUGGUGGCAGUUUGCCCAGAGACGUGUGCCAUCCCUGAUCCACUGUUCACAUUUUUCUUCUGGAUCGGUUACUGCAACUCCUCACUUAAUCCAGUUAUAUAUACCAUUUUCAACAAAGACUUCAGAAAGGCCUUCAAAAAGAUAUUGUGCAGUGGCACCAAGGGUACGUUCUUUUAGCAUACAUGAUGUAUCAGCUGUACAUGACCUAGACACAAAAAAUGCUACUUCUGAGGCAUCAUAAAUCAAUCACUUACAUGUUUUCAGAACACUCAAAGGGCUGUUCCCAGCAUAGGAAUCAGAACUGAGAGCCACUCUUUUACAGCCACAGUGUGUGCAAACAGGCAACUUGGACUGUGAAAUCCCAGCUUGCAGCAGAUACGCACAGAUAUUUCAUGGUGUGGGAUGAAAACAGGACAUGGAACAGAGGCAGCACUAGAUACUUAACUGCUUCGCACUUCAGUAUUGCUGAUAAGAUUUUGAUUAAAAAGUUUAAUCUCCAGAUCACAUUGAAUAAUGGAGUACACUGGGACACAGGGUGCUGCAGAAUAAGACUCUAUAAAACUGUCAGAGGGAAGCAUGAAACCCGUUGAGAAUGAACUCCUGAAUGAGAAUAUAGACAGUUUAAUGUGUAAUAUAUAUUGUUUUGUCGUUAUUAAAUACUCCAGGACUAAUGGAGAAAGGAAGCAAAUAUAAAGAAGGAAAAGUGACCUUUGAGUCCUGUGAGCCUCAGGCCAUUUAUUUAUCAAUACUGAGCACAAGGAGCACACAAGGUUAGUGGUGAUUUCUUAUGUCUGUAGUCUUAAUUUGCCCAGCUGCAAGGCAAACAUGUGUUCCUCGAUUUUUAUCUAAAGGCGCAACAAGAGAAGGUUUCUGAAGACUUCAAAUGUGAUAGCACAGACAAUGACACCCUUUCAAACUGAACUUGUGGGUUUUCAUGAGGAAAGCCUGCACGUCAGACACCUAGCUGCUGGCUUGGUGUGAGUCAUAAUGGACACUCAGGUUGUUAGUAAUGACACUCUUGGCUUUCCCCUUUCAUGAUGUGCAGAACAAGAUAAAGUGUAGGGGAUUUUUCAAGAAAAACAUGUGUAUGUUAUUGAGAUGUAAAAGUAGGGCAGUAUGACCCUCCUCAUCCUCUUUGCUUGUUGUUUCCUGCUUUUCAUCUUGAUCUAGGCUAUCACAACAAUAGACUGGAUCAAGCAAUUCUUCUAAUGAACACAAUGAGAUACAAUCAAACUGCUUUUAGCCUCUUGAAAGUGCUUCUGACGUUUUUCCUAGUAUCUAACUGGAGGUGCCUCUGGAGAAGACAUAUAGGAAUUCGAUUCCUAUUAUUCAACAUUACUUUAGAAAAACCUGAUUAAGCAGGGAGACAUUUACAUUCACUGUAAAGGACAUAUAAUGCAAUUAUGUAUGUGUAAUGUAACCACUAAUCACGCCUACAUGGUUUAUUCUGAGAACCAUUUGGCUGAGUCACUCUUUACAAACGCCUCUGGCACAUCAGCUGCAGUGGACCUCUACAUGGCACAUUUGGGUUUAUAGCUGAGAGGAAAGAGCAUGAAUAGUGCAUUUAUUUGUUCUCACCAUGGGACUGAGGCUCUGUCAGCUUUCAUGAUCAAAUAUAAAUAAAUAAAAAUGUAUCUGUGACUGUGAACAACACAGGCUUAUUGACUCAAUGGGACAAGGGCUGUCAGCAGCAACACUUCAAUUUACUGAUUGUCUAAUACUGCUGACCUGUAUGAGUGUGUGUGUGCAUGUGUGUGUAUGCGUGUUAAUUUUCCUUUUUCUUUCUGUAGAGAGUGACAGUGCCUCUCCUGGCUGCUACUACUGUAAUAUUAGUAAAAAUAGAGACCAGAUGUCCUGGUGACGCCAUCACUUUGUGAAUGUUUCUACUUGAUUGACAGAUCAGUACUUAGCCAUGUUGAGAAAGUCUUAUCAAACUGAAAGUCAGUGUUUAUCAGUGAUAUUGAGUACAUGGCUGUUAGUGAUCACUCCCAAGGGACCAAAGAGCCUUAUAGGUCACCAGCCUGACUCUGUGAUAUCCGGCUCUGUGUUGCUUUAAAAAAGUAUUCCUUUCUAUUUAGUGUGUGUGUGAUGGGACACAAAGAUUGAAGAAACUGUAUAAUUUAUUUCAGAGUAUUUUGUGUUUUCUGUCUGUUACCUAUUUAUUGUUCUGUUACUGUGCUUUUAUUCUGAAUGUCAAGUGAAACUGCUAUCAAAGAGCAAGAACACUGUACAGAUUUGUAAUAUCACGAAAAAGAACUAAAUUGAUUCAUGCCUUUGAGCUCUUGCUUUGUGGGGAUUGAGCUAUAUUUGAGCUUGGGUUGUAUGUAUUUGUGUUGAAUUGAAGGAAGUUGAACUUCGAGUUAUGUGCAUAAUGCAGAAUCUACAAUGCAAUGUUUGUCUUUGUUUCAUGUGGUGAUAGUAAAAUGUUAAAUCAAAGAUACAAGCACACUCAUGAAUGUACAAUUAAUCAUGCAUACUGCAGCAGGAAAAUCUCUUUUAAAAAUAUUCAUCAAAAAGUGCUUGAAUAUGAAAAUAACAUUAGCAACCGUAGACAUUUUCAGUUUGAUGAUUUGCAGAAUGUGUGCAGGACAUUAAUGCUACAAUCAAUAACACACACAGCUGCUUGGAGGUCCAAAUAUCUGAUAAAACAAAAUGGAGGAAAGUGAGAGCUCCAUGCACUUAUACAACUGUUCCCUGUCUUCAUCUGAAACGCUUAGUUUCUCUCCAGAAAUACGGCAACUAUAGCAACCCUUUUGUAACAAAAAUAGGCACAGAAGCCAUGAAUUCAUGGCCGCUUCGAAUAAAUAUGAGUUGCAAUGCUGCUCAAACCUUCCAACCAUGGCUUUAUGUGGUGAAACUUCUGCUUUGUUUGAUUUUGAAAAGUAUGAAUUAUUGCUUAAAGGUGACAGAUGCAGUAAUCUGCCUCAUGAUCACCAUCCCUCCCCUGAAACCGCCUGUAUUGUCUCUUAUUGCGUUUGGAUCAAAUAACAUGGUCUGAGCUUUACAAUCUUCUAUCCCCCAUCUGUCAUCAUCCCUCUCCAGUUUGGAAAUAAAGCUACUU